AUGUCGCUCUAUCCCGAACUGAAGGACAUCCGAGUCGAACUGCGGGACCAUGGGGUCGCGGUCGUGUACCUCGAUCGCCCCGCGGCUCGCAACGCCUUCACGGACCCUAUGGCCAAGAGCUUGGUCGUUGCCUUUGACCGACUCGACAGUGACGACAAGGUCAAGGUCGUCAUACUUGCUGGAUCGCCCAAUGAAGGCAAAGCGUUUUGUGCAGGGUGAGGAUCGCUAGCAUUGAAGCGUGGAUCGUCGCCAAGUGUGGAUCGACGUGGAUUGCGGAGAGGCCCCUGAGCUGACCUGGCGAGGAACUUGCUUCUUGUUGUACUAGAGCGGAUCUGUCAAAGGGCGAUUUCAGUACUUCGGACCGGUAUUCACAAAACUCGGCUCGUAAUCUAAACGAGCACCGUGAUGGUGGAGGUGAGCAGGACUCUUGAUGCUCUCGCCUCAUGUGUCUGUGCCAAGCUGACAGCCGAGCGAACGCCCUACUGGCCUUGCAGGCACGGUCUCGCUUGCGCUCUUCCGAGUGCGAAAGCCGACUAUCGCCGCUGUCAAUGGUCACGCUGUUGGAAUCGGUAGGUCUCACCUUUCUGUACUUGUCAUCGCACACGACUGACUCCACUUUUGACACCCUAACCCAGGAAUCACCAUGACCCUCGGCGCCGACAUCCGCUUCGUCUCCGAGACCGCCAAAAUCGGUUUCGUCUUCGCUCAACGCGGCAUCGUUCCCGAAGCGGCUUCGUCAUACUUCUUGCCCAAAUUGAUCGGUCACUCGCGAGCGAUGCAAUUGUUCAUGGUGAGGAACUCCUCGCUCCUCCGCGGUACUUCAAGCACUUCAUGAGGUCUUUUGUCAGCUGACGAAUCCUUUUCGAUCUCCACUCAGACGGCCAAAGUGAUCUCCGCAACUUCGCCCAUCCUCGACCUCCUCUGGGCCUCGCGUCAUCCCUCCCCUGAAGCGACCUUCCAAGCUGCCCUCGACUUGGCCAAGGAUAUCUCCCUCUCCAACUCGAUGAUCUCGUCCUCUUUGAUCAAGGGUUUGGUCUGGCGUGGAAUGGACAGUCCCGAGGAUCAACAUCUGCUUGAUUCAAAGGCGAUGCAUGUCGCUGGUCAGUACAGCCCUCACACACGGGCGCGUAUGAAUGGACUUCUUACUGGGCACUAAUCACAAUCCGUGGUAUACUUCCAGGCAAUUCGAUCGAUUCCAAAGAAGGCGUGCAAGCGUUCAGAGACAAGCGCGCCCCCAGAAUGGUCGCGAGCGUACCCAAAGACUUGCCGACCGAGUUCUACCCGUGGUGGAGUCAAAAGAUCAUCACUCGUGCAGGUGCAAAGUUGUAA
Messenger RNA from Microbotryum saponariae, 1329 nucleotides. NCBI's taxonomy places the organism in Eukaryota, Fungi, Basidiomycota, Microbotryomycetes, Microbotryales, Microbotryaceae. The record is from the annotation of a GenBank genome assembly.